AUGGGCAGUGCGCUAAGCCGAACUGAACAAAAGGAUUCCACUCAAGACAGUUCCAGACUGAGAUCCUCUGAUGAGGACGAGAGUGGCUCUGACGCAAAGAAGCGACCCUUAGAAGAGCAAAUCAAACUGGAAAGGCCAGCAGAUUACAACACGCUGAGUGACACAGAGGAUACGAGAAGACCAGCACCAAGGUGUAGCAACGAUGCCUCCAGUUCUACACCAGGGCCUAGUGAAGUCUUGGCCUGCUCUGGUCCCUCUGUGGCUCCAAACACUGAAACUAAGAGAAAGUCUCAGUGCAGCGAGGAGGAGGACGAGGAGCAGCGCAGUCCACGGAAGAAGAGCAAAACAGAUGAUGCUCCAAAGGAAAGGACGCGCUGGUCAGAACGUCACUUCUCACGUUUGAAGAGAAUCUGGAUGAUAACGACAGAGGAAAUGGAGGAGGAAACUCAAGCGGCCUCCACCCCGACCUGCGCAGAUGAGCUCUCCAAAAAGUACACGUGGGCUGAGAUAUUGCAGGAAGGAGGCUUUGGAAAAGUCUUUAGUGGGGUUCGCAUUGAGGACAACUUACCAGUGGCUCUCAAGUUCAUCAAAAGGACUAUGGUGACGUUCAUAGAUGUGGAGAUGGAUGGAGUUCCAGUCAGACUUCCUAAGGAGGUCUACUUCCUGAUUAGGGCAGGAGCAGGGCCCACCUCCUCAGACUCCAGAGUGACUCCACAGCUGCUGGACUGGUACGAGCUUUACCAGGACAUUGUGUUGGUGCUGGAGAGACCAGUGCCCUGCCUGGACCUUGUGGACUAUUUCGAAAACGUAGACAUGAGCCCCGACAUGGCCAAAAUCAUUUUCCGUCAGUUGGUGGAUGAAGCUAUCGAACUGGAGUCUAAAGGCAUCUUUCAUCGGGACAUCAAGCCUGAGAAUGUGCUGCUGGAGACGGGCUCCGACGUCCCCAGAGCCAGGUUCAUAGACUUUGGUUGCGCCACCUUUUUCACACCUGGACAAGAGUUUACUGAUCCACAAGGCACUUUAGAUUACUCCUCUCCGGAGUGUUUCUGUGGGCAAAGCUACACAGCAGGACCCACCACGGUGUGGCAGCUGAGCGUGCUGCUGUUUGUCAUGCUCUUCAAGAGGCUUCCUCUGUCUCAAGAGGAGAACAUCGGCUCAGUGCGAGUUGUUCCUAUUCCAACCUGUAUUCCACAAGGAUGCAGAGACCUGCUGAGGGGCUGCUUGAAGGAGGACCCUGAAGAGCGCCUGACCCUGCAGGACAUCAAAGACCAUCCGUGGUGCCAGUAUCAGCUAAAGAAAAAGACUUCCCUUAUCAGAGUGAGUGAUAGACUGAGCCGUCGUCUUUGCGUGGGACCACAGGAGCAGCAGCACUGUCCCGGGACGUUUGUGUUUACAGAGGAACAAAAAGACGACCCAUCAGCCCCUUCACCCUCAUGA
Boleophthalmus pectinirostris (great blue-spotted mudskipper) is the source of this 1437-nucleotide messenger RNA. Its product is annotated as serine/threonine-protein kinase pim-2-like. NCBI's taxonomy places the organism in Eukaryota, Metazoa, Chordata, Actinopteri, Gobiiformes, Gobiidae. Gene Ontology annotation, cellular component: cytoplasm. Gene Ontology annotation, molecular function: protein serine/threonine kinase activity; ATP binding. Bases 1 to 1437 code for a protein of 478 amino acids. The transcript has 11 exons. The record is from RefSeq and is a predicted model, not a curated record. Gene Ontology annotation, biological process: protein autophosphorylation.